CGUCGGAGUGACGGAUAGUCGAGUUUCGAUUGCCGCCAGCCUACAGGCGCGUACCAUUAAUCCACGAACCGGUAUAUUUGCGACACGGACCAAACGCAUGCGCCAAAUAAAAUAAUUAUAAUAUUAGAAUAAUAUCAAUAGUAGUAUUAAUAAUAUUAUUUAUAUUUUGUUAAUAAUCAUGUCUCGCGCGUUAUCGUCGGUUUGCGCGUUGGUCGUUUUAUUCUUCGUCGCUGUCGAGGCCUUGUCCGGCGAUCUAGACCGUCCGGUGAACGAUGGCUUUCCGAAGACUUGGAUCGCGAACAUAUUUUACGAGGCAUUGGCGAACUUUACCGGCCCGAUAGACGUGGGCAGUACGGCGUGCCGCCAGCAGACGCAGAUGUACAUCAGACACUUGAAAAACGAUUCGCUGUGGGCCGUGCAGAUGUCUGAUUCAUGGAGUCGAUAUCCUAACGGUCUACUCAUCGGCACUUCACACCAGAUGGGCGUCUACGAAGAGUGUAUCAAAGUGCACCAACCCGUUACGGGUAAAUACUGUAUACCAUCCGUAAAAAUCAGCUCGUCAACCGACGCCGAUUUUACGGUGAGAAUUAACGACCAACCACAAGAGAACCAGCAUGCCUGGAACGAGAUACUCGGGUUUGUAGAUCGUGACAAUCGACUGCGCAGAAAUGUCGUGAAAUUCAGUAUUUGCAUACCGGACUCUUGCACCGCGGACGACCUCCAGGUUACGCUACAAAAGGAAUUUAACACACACUUCCUACCACACCGGAUCAACGCUCAAGUCCAAGUUGAAUCAAUACUGUGUUCGACGGACAAGGACGCGUAUCCAUACGACAAUGGAUAUUAUUUGACCAGUUUACUAGUGGGAUUUAUAUUCUUGUUCUGCUGCUUAUCGACGGCGUACCAUACGAUAAUAAUAAUACGAAGUAACAACGGAAAAAAGAGUAAAAUGCCGGAAAUAUUCAACAUGUUCUCGCUAAUUCGCAACUCCAGGGAUUUGAUCAAGUACAACAGAAACAACGAUCUAAACAUAUUCAAUGGGCUAAAGGUUUUGACUAUGAUUGUGGUGCUGUUCGGCCAUAAAUUUCUCUACUUCGUAAUAAAUCCGAUCACGUACGGGAUGAAUCUUGAAAAGUUGUAUAAGGAAGGACCGGAUUUCUUAUUGACGUCCAUGAAUUUGAUCGAUCCGUUUUUCUACAUUGCUGGUUAUUUAAUGUACAUCAUGCUGAUCCCGCAAUUCAAUAAGCCCGGUACCAGUUGGUACCAGAUAAUCAUGGUGAUCGUUUACAAAUAUCUGAAGGUUAUACCAUCGUACUCGAUCGUAAUGCUGAUUACGGCUUUCGUCAUACCUCAUAUGGGCAACGGGCCGUUUUGGGCUUCGAGAAUAUGGCCCGAAGCGGAUAAAUGCAAAAACUAUUGGUGGGCUAAUCUAUUGGCAGUCAGCAACUUCAUACCAGUUGAAAAUCAAUGUCUCAUUGCCGGCUGGUAUGUAUCGUGUCUGCUUCAGUUUCUCGUCAUCGGUACCAUCGUGGUUUACGUGUACGUCAAACGCCGACAAAUUGGAAUAUUUUUAAUUGUUUUGCUAUUGUGUGCGUCUUUGUCGAUAUCGUUUGUUACCACCUACGUCAACCAAGCGUACGGAAUAGUUCGAGUAAUGUAUUCGUUUUUAGAGAAUCCAAGUAAUUCAGCCGAGUUUAGCAAUUACUACAGACCGUUUUACUAUCGGGGUACACCUUUCUACACCGGAUUACUUGCCGGCGUCGUGGUGGAAGAGCUGAAGAAACGAGAAAUAAAGUUUUCCACGCCGGUCGUCUACGUCGGGACUUUUAUUGUCAGCGUCGUUUGCACUUGGGUCCAGUUGUACGGCGCUGUGUUUUAUGACGUGAACAGACCAUACGACGCUUUAGAACAGUCGUUGUACUCAGCUUUCAGCCACUGCACGUGGUCCGUCAUAUUGUUCUGGGUGACGGUGUGUCAUUUCACAACGGGUUACGGACCAAUAGAAAAACUGUUCAACAACAGAUUAACGGUGCCACUAGGCAGAUUAUCCUAUACAGUUUAUCUUGUCAACAUCACCGUCAUGAUGAUGAUAGAAAGUAAACAAAGAACGGCCGUAACCCCUUCAUCAUAUUUGUUGAUUGAUGGAUGGAUUGUUGGAGGGUUUAGGACAUACAUGGUGGGCACUUUGCUGUAUCUGAUCAUCGAAGCACCGUCAGGACAUUUGAUUAAAAAAUUAUUGUUUGGAAAGAAACAUGAAAAAAACGAUCGCAUCGUCAGUGCGGUGAUGCCAAAUCGGACGGACGCCAACAACGCGGCUGCAGAUUCGGAACAAAAAAAUUCCUCACGUCUGUAAACGCAUAUUUAUUUUCACAUUUUGUGCCAGUGUAAUAUUCUAGUAUAAUAAUAAUAUUAUGUACAUGGUGUCUAAAUACAUUUGUCCUCUGUCAAUAGCUAUUAUUCAAUAAUUAAUAUUUAUUUUUCGGAAAAUGUAUAUCAAGUGACAAGUGGAUUACUGAGUAUAAUUCACCUAACCUAUUCAGUUCACUUAAGCAUGACACAAACCUAACUUCAUUUUCAUAUCUGAUCUAGUAACAAUAAUAUUUUAAUUUUAGUACUAUUAUUUAAGUAGAACUAACUUUAAUAAGUAUACCUAUUCGAAAUGUCUAGCUAUUAUUUUCCAAAAGCAUUUAAGUGUCUAAAAAAUGUAAUACAAUAUUAUUAAAGAGGACAAUCGCAUCUAGACAUAAUUUACUUUGUACAUAAUAUAUGCAUAUAAUAUUUUUUUUAUAUGUAUAUAUAAUAGGUCUGUAUAUUGUUAGUAAUUGUACAAAUGUGUUGUUAUAAUGUUUAUUUUUAUUUUACGUUAUUUUAUUAUAAUAUAUACGUGAAUACUAAGUAGUAUAAUUAAAUUGAUGUAAAAUAGAAAUCUAUUUCGUCCAGCCGAGGCUUGUCGCCCACCGAAGAAAUCAUUAUUAUAGCUCAAAAAUCAUGAUUUUUUUGGUGUAUUUUUGAUGAAACAAUUGUAUAAAAAUGAAAUAAGAUAAUCAAAUAAUUUUAGUAAUAAUGUCAUAAUUAUCCAUUAUUGAACGUAGCGGGUAAUUACGAAAUGUGUUCACCGAAUAAUAAAUCUGCAAUAACAAUUUUAUGAGUCCGGUAUAACGCGUUUCCGACAAUUUUAUUUCGGAUUUUAUUUAGCUCGUUUCGUUAAAUACAGUAAAUACAACUUUCACAACAGCAACAACAACAACAUUAACAUCAAUAAUAAUAAUAAACGAUAUGACUUAGUUGGACUUACCACAAGUCCAUCUAUGUGACGACACGCAGAUGCUCUCCGUAAUAAUUGUUGAGGACUUGACGAUGACUGAUUUCAAGGAUGCUAUUUUUUCAUUAUUGUUUUUGGACGAUUUUCCAGGAGCCUGAGAAUGAAACUUGUCUAGUACUUAUAACAGAAAGAAUUGGCUAAUUUAACAAACUAACCUGAUAAAAAAUUUUAAAACAUUGACAGAACAAAAAUUACCAAUUACUUAUAGUCAAUUAUACAUAUUUUGUCAACUAUUUCUGCAGGACUCGUAUGUAAAUUAUUGUGUUCUUUUUAUUAAUAUUUAUUUAAAAUAUUCUUUUAUAUUUCUAAAGCUAUAUUAACGUUUCUAAUUUUUUUUACGUACCUAAUUUGAAUUCUUUAAAAACAACAUUUUUGAAAAAAUACUUGUGUAUUUUUAUAUUUUAUAUCAAUAUGUAGGAUAUUUUACGUUUUUGAAUGUCUACAUUUAUUUGCAAUUAGGUUUAUAAUAAAUAUUUCCACGUGGAUAAAAGUUAUUGUAUAAUUGAUUAUAUUAUAUAUUUGCGACAAAUUAUUCUCGUCAGUUUUUUUUUGUUACGCUCCGCCUAAUAAUAGUAAUACCUGGACGUUCGAGCUUUACGACUUAUUUUAUCGUCGUUAUUAAUACGAUAGAUUCAUUAUUAUUUUAUAUACUGUGUGCGAUGUAUGGUUAAUUGUACUCGCGGUAAAUUGAUUUUUUCAUCAUUUUCCCAUGAUUUAUUGUUCGAUCUGUGAAAGUGCCGGUGUAGUGACGUACAACGGGUUAUAAUAGUACACAAUAUACAAUGCCUAAUUAAUCAGCUUACUGUAAUCAAAGAAAAAUAACUUAUUGUUAGUUAUAGUUAAUCGUAACGAUAUUACUUUUCCAACAAUAAUUUUACUCAAACCGUAAUAGCCGUAUUCUUGUAUGAGUUUCAACAUUAUUAGAAACAUAUUUUCUAUUUUUAUUUUUUUUUUUAACAAUAAUAUUUGUUACAUAAUAAUCAUUAUUUGUAAACUUGUGUGAUAAAUUUUAUUAGCUACUAUUAUAAUACUAAUUGUACGUACAUUAUAAUACGUAUUUUGAUGCGUAAUAACAACUAUAUGAAUCGCGGACUAAGAUUAAUAAAAAUUAAUAAAAUAAUAAUUAAUCUCAGUUCGUGUCGAACAAUUAACACAAUAAAUUGUGAUAAAUCUCAACUGUAUUUAACCAGGAUACUUAAACAAAUUGUGUUUACUAAUUAUUUGUAUUUUUUUAUUUUAUAAUUAUGUAUAUUAAAUUUGUAAACACGAUGUUCAUAAAUACAUUUUUUUAAAUAGAA
This is a messenger RNA of Rhopalosiphum maidis (corn leaf aphid), 4620 nucleotides long. RefSeq names its product nose resistant to fluoxetine protein 6-like. The coding region runs from base 179 to 2353 and encodes 724 amino acids. The record is from RefSeq and is a predicted model, not a curated record. Lineage: Eukaryota; Metazoa; Arthropoda; Insecta; Hemiptera; Aphididae. The transcript has 13 exons. Gene Ontology annotation, molecular function: acyltransferase activity, transferring groups other than amino-acyl groups.